AUGGUGUCUCACAUUCUCACUCUCGCCGCAAUGGCAGCCUAUGUCACAGCUUUCAACUGCACACGGGAGCAUCUGCAAGAUGUAGCAAACCAGUAUAUCGGCAUGAUGGCGACGGGCCAACACGACCGCUUCGAGAACCUCGCGUACACCAUGGUAUACGUCGAAAACAACAAGACAUUGUCAAUUCUCAACGGCACUCCAGCUUUCGGUAUGACCAUUGACACCAACCGGUCCCUUUACGACACGACACAAUGCAAGACAUUUACGGAGAUUAUCGUCACGGACCCGCUACAUCCAUAUGUCAUUCAUACGCAAAUGACUCUCGACAACGAGGGAAAUGUGCAAUUAAUUGACAGUCUGGUCACGGACAAAGGCGACUGGGCGUUCAAUGCUACAGGAUAUCGGUACUGGAACAGUCAAGAGAAGUGGGACCCUAUUCCCGAGACCGAGCGCAUAUCUCGCGAAGCUAUUAAGGCCGCCGGCGACGCUUACGCGGAUCGAUGCAACGAUGUUACGGUGCAGGUACCCUUUGGAACGCCUUGUGCACGGCUCGAAGGCGGCGCGUACACUGGUCGAGGAAAUUUGUCAGCGAAUACGUGUAACAUUGGCGGGCUUCCGGAACACAUUCCAAUGCUCAGCCGUAGAUACGUUAUUGAUGAGGUGAUGGGCGUCGUAGACAUCUUCUUAGGAUUUACAGGCUUGGAUCGCACGAGGCCAAAGGAAGGCACACCAGAUAGCCACCUGUUCAGGGUCGAGCAGGGCAAGAUACGGUACAUUCAUACUGUGAGCGCAUGUUUUGUUGACGGCUGCGGCAUGAAUGGAACUGGAAUUCCACCCGGUAUUGGUCGCUGA
Molecule: messenger RNA, 852 nt
Organism: Cucurbitaria berberidis CBS 394.84
Lineage: Eukaryota; Fungi; Ascomycota; Dothideomycetes; Pleosporales; Cucurbitariaceae
Exons: 1
Coding region: 1-852 (283 amino acids)
Source: RefSeq, a predicted model, not a curated record